Cebus imitator (Panamanian white-faced capuchin) is the source of this 5455-nucleotide messenger RNA. RefSeq names its product thrombospondin 2 (gene THBS2). Gene Ontology annotation, molecular function: protein binding; calcium ion binding. The coding region runs from base 44 to 3715 and encodes 1223 amino acids. Gene Ontology annotation, biological process: cell adhesion; negative regulation of angiogenesis. NCBI's taxonomy places the organism in Eukaryota, Metazoa, Chordata, Mammalia, Primates, Cebidae. The transcript has 22 exons. The record is from RefSeq and is a predicted model, not a curated record. Gene Ontology annotation, cellular component: extracellular region.
AAGGGGUUCUUGUAUUCCCAGGAGGAAAACUGCAGGAGGCAGCAUGGUCUGGGGGCUGGUCCUGCUGGCUUUGUGGGUGUGGCCCAGCACGCAAGCUGGUCACCAGGACAAAGAGAUGACCUUCGACCUUUUCAGUGUCAGCAACAUCAACCGCAAGACCAUUGGCGCCAAGCAGUUCCGAGGGCCCGACCCUGGCAUGCCAGCCUACCGCUUCGUGCGCUUCGACUACAUCCCGCCCGUGAACGCUGAGGACCUCAGCAGGAUCACCAAGAUCAUGCGGCAGAAGGAAGGCUUCUUCCUCACGGCGCAGCUGAAGCAGGAUGGAAAGUCCCGGGGCACGCUGCUGGCUCUGGAGGGCCCUGGGCUGUCCCAGAGGCAGUUCGAGAUUGUCUCCAACGGCCCUGCGGACACGCUAGACCUCACCUAUUGGGUGGAUGGCACCCGGCACGUGGUCUCCCUGGAGGACGUGGGCCUGGCUGACUCCCAGUGGAAGAAUGUCACCGUGCAGGUGGCUGGCGAGACCUACAGCCUGCACGUGGGCUGCGACCUCAUAGACAGUUUCACACUGGACGAGCCCUUCUACGAGCACCUGCAGGCAGAAAAGAGCCGGAUGUAUGUGGCCAAAGGCUCUGCCAGAGAUAGUCACUUCCGGGGUUUGCUUCAGAAUGUUCACCUAGUUUUUGAAAACUCUGUGGAAGAUAUUCUAAGCAAGAAGGGUUGUCAGCAAGGCCAGGGAGGUAGGUGUGUUUUUAAAGAAUACGUGGAAUUUGGUAUCUUUGAUGCACAAUGUCUCUGUGACCCCACCGCCUACCUCAGGUCUGGGGUGCGUAGCCCACUCUCCAGGUAUAUUUUGCCUGUCCUUAUCAUUGUGCCCGUCCUCACGAGGCCUCUCUGGGAACCAGGGCAGGUGAUUCUCCCUGUGAUCCUCCCUGUGGUCCCCCCUGUGAUCCUCCCUGUGGUCCCCCCUGUGAUCCUCCCUGUGUUCCCCCUGGUGGUCCCCCCUGUGAUCCUCCCUGUGGUCCCCCCUGUGAUCCUCCCUGUGGUCCUCCCUGUGGUCCCCCCUGUGAUCCUCCCUGUGGUCCCCCCUUCAAAUGAUAACCAGUUUCUCUGGGAGCUCAUUGGUGGCCCUCCUAAGACGAGGAACAUGUCAGCUUGCUGGCAGGAUGGCCGGUUCUUUGCGGAAAAUGAGACAUGGGUGGUGGACAGCUGCACCUCGUGUACCUGCAAGAAAUUUAAAACCAUCUGCCACCAAAUCACCUGCCCACCCGCGACCUGUGCCAGCCCGUCAUUCAUUGAAGGCGAAUGCUGCCCUUCCUGCCUGCACGCAGUGGAUGGUGAGGAGGGCUGGUCUCCAUGGGCAGAGUGGACCGAGUGCUCCGUGACCUGUGGCUCUGGGACCCAGCAGAGAGGACGGUCCUGUGACGUCACCAGCAACACCUGCUUGGGGCCCUCCAUCCAGACGCGGGCUUGCAGCCUGAGCAAGUGCGACACCCGCAUCCGGCAGGAUGGCGGCUGGAGCCACUGGUCACCUUGGUCUUCAUGCUCUGUGACCUGUGGAGUCGGCAACAUCACACGCAUCCGUCUGUGCAACUCCCCAGUGCCCCAGAUGGGGGGCAGGAACUGCAAAGGGAGUGGCCGGGAGACCAAAGCCUGCGAGGGUGCCCCAUGCCCAAUCGACGGCCGCUGGAGCCCCUGGUCCCCGUGGUCAGCCUGCACCGUCACCUGUGCUGGAGGGAUCCGGGAGCGCACGCGGGUCUGCAAUAGCCCGGAGCCUCAGCACGGAGGGAAGGCCUGCGUGGGGGAUGUGCAGGAACGCCAGAUGUGCAACAAGAGGAGCUGCCCCGUGGAUGGGUGUUUAUCCAACCCCUGCUUCCCGGGAGCCCAGUGCAGCAGCUUCCCGGAUGGGUCCUGGUCCUGCGGCUCCUGCCCCAUGGGCUUCUUGGGCAAUGGCACCCACUGUGAGGACCUGGAUGAGUGUGCCCUGGUGCCCGACGUCUGCUUCUCCACCAGUAAGGUGCCCCGCUGUGUCAACACUCAGCCCGGCUUCCACUGCCUGCCAUGUCCGCCCCGCUACAGAGGGACCCAGCCCACUGGGGUCGGCCUGGAGGCUGCCAAGACGGAAAAGCAAGUGUGUGAGCCCGAAAACCCGUGCAAGGACAAGACACACAACUGCCACAAGCAUGCAGAGUGCAUCUACCUGGGCCACUUCAGCGACCCCAUGUACAAGUGCGAGUGCCGGACGGGCUACGCGGGCGAUGGGCUCAUCUGUGGGGAGGACUCGGACCUUGACGGCUGGCCCAACCUCAACCUGGUCUGCGCCACCAAUGCCACUUACCACUGCAUCAAGGAUAACUGCCCCCAUCUGCCUAAUUCUGGGCAAGAAGACUUCGACAAGGACGGGAUUGGCGAUGCCUGUGACGACGACGAUGACAAUGACGGUGUGACCGACGAGAAGGACAACUGCCAGCUGCUCUUCAACCCCCGCCAGGCUGACUACGACAAGGAUGAGGUUGGGGACCGUUGUGACAACUGCCCAUAUGUGCACAACCCCGCCCAGAUUGAUACUGACAGCAACGGGGAGGGCGACGCCUGCUCCGUGGACAUCGACGGGGAUGAUGUCUUCAAUGAACGAGACAAUUGUCCCUACGUCUACAACACUGACCAGAGGGACACAGACGGUGACGGUGUGGGGGAUCACUGUGACAACUGCCCCCUGGUGCACAACCCCGACCAGACCGACAUGGACAAUGACCUCGUCGGGGACCAGUGUGACAACAAUGAGGACAUAGAUGAGGACGGCCACCAGAACAACCAGGACAACUGCCCCUACAUCUCCAACGCCAACCAGGCCGACCACGACAGCGACGGCCAGGGCGAUGCCUGUGACCCCGAUGAUGACAACGAUGGCAUCCCCGACGACAGGGACAACUGCCGGCUGGUGCCCAACCCGGACCAGGAGGACCUGGACGGUGAUGGCCGGGGUGAUAUUUGUAAAGAUGAUUUUGACAAUGACAACGUCCCAGAUAUUGACGAUGUGUGCCCUGAAAACAACGCCAUCAGUGAGACGGACUUCAGGAACUUCCAGAUGGUGCCCCUGGAUCCCAAAGGGACCACCCAGAUUGAUCCCAACUGGGUCAUUCGCCAUCAAGGCAAGGAGCUGGUUCAGACAGCCAACUCGGACCCCGGCAUUGCCGUAGGCUUUGACGAGUUCGGGUCCGUGGACUUCAGUGGCACCUUCUACGUAAACACUGACCGGGACGACGACUAUGCUGGCUUCGUCUUUGGCUACCAGUCGAGCAGCCGCUUCUACGUGGUGAUGUGGAAACAGGUCACACAGACCUACUGGGAGGACCAGCCCACACGGGCCUACGGCUACUCCGGUGUGUCCCUCAAGGUGGUGAAUUCCACCACGGGGACCGGCGAGCACCUGAGGAACGCACUGUGGCACACGGGGAACACAGCAGGGCAGGUGCGGACCCUCUGGCACGACCCCAGGAACAUUGGCUGGAAGGACUACACAGCCUACCGGUGGCACCUGACUCACAGGCCCAAGACCGGCUACAUGAGAGUCUUAGUGCAUGAAGGAAAACAGGUCAUGGCGGACUCAGGACCUAUCUAUGACCAAACCUACGCGGGCGGGCGCCUGGGUCUGUUUGUCUUCUCUCAAGAAAUGGUCUAUUUCUCAGACCUCAAGUACGAGUGCAGAGAUGUCUAAACAAGAUUUGCUGCAUUUCUGGCAAUGCCCUGUGCAUGCCGUGGUCCCUAGACACCUCAGUUCAUCGUGGUCCUUGCGGCUUCUCUCUCCAGCAGCACCUCUUGUCCCUUGACCUUAACUCUGAUGGUUCUUCACCUCCUGUCAGCAACCCCAAACCCAAGUGCCUUCAGAGGUUAAAUAUCAAUGGAACUCAGAAAUGAACAUCUAACCCACUAGCGGAAUCCAGUUUGGUGACAUAUAAGACUUUAUGUGGAGUGAAAAUUGGGCAUGCCAUUACAUUGCUUUUUCUUGUUUGUUUAAAAAGAAUGACGUUUACAUAUAAAAUGUAAUUACUUAUUGUAUUUAUGUGUAUAUGGAGUUGAAGGGAAUAUUGUGCAUAAGCCAUUAUGAUAAAUUAAGCAUGGAAAAUAUUGCUGAACUACUUUUGGUGCUUAAAGUUGUCACUAUUCUUGAAUUAGAGCUGCUCUACAAUGACACACGAAUCCUGUUAAAUCAAUUAUAAAGAAGGUUCAGUUCAAAUUUGAAGUGAUGUUAUAGUAAGGAGAGAUUAGAAGACAAGAGGCAUAGCGAAUGACAUAAGCUGCCAAUUAACUAAUUGGAACAUGUAAAACAGUUACAGAAAUAAAUGAACACCCCUUCCCCACUCUCCUCUUGUCCGACAACAAAAGCCCUCAUGUGCAGUAGACAUGCAGUUUCAUCAAAGAACAAAUAUCCUUGCAAAAUGGGUGUGACGUGGUUCCAGAUGUGGAUUUGGCAAAACCUCAUUUAAGUAAAAGGUUAGCAGAGCAAAGUGUGCUGCCUUCAGCUGCCGCGUGUGCUGCUGUGGCGUCGGGGCGGGCCUCCUGCCUGAGCUUCCUUCCCCAGCUUUGCUGCCGCAGAGGAGGCAAAGCAGCUGGAAAAGGGCACUUGGCAUCAAACUCAUAACUAGGCUUUGGCAACUGCAGAAAAGUUGCUUUUACCUAAUUUGAUAAUACAUUUCAUUAAGGUUCCAGUUAUAAAUGUUUUGUUAAUAUUUAUUAAAUGAAUAUAGAAUGCAGCACCAUUUACCAAUAACUUAUUUUAAAUAUGCCUAGUAACACAUAUGUAGUAUAAUUUCCAGAAACAAACAUAUAGCAAGUAUAUAAUCCUGUGAAAAUAUGAGGCUUCAUACUACUAGGUUGUCAUGAGGAAGCAUGCUAUAAACUGUAACAGAAUAAAUAAUCAUGAGGAGUUUAUAAUGGAACCUUAAUAUAUAAUGUUGCCAGUGAUUUUAAUCCAAUAUUUUUUACUGUUAUCUAUCUGCUGUAUAUGGAAUUCUUUUAAUUCAAACGCUGAAAAUGAAUCAGCAUUUAUUCUUGCCAGGCACACCCAAUAACCAGUCAUGUGUAAUAUGCACAAGUUCUGUUGUGUUUGUUUUUGUUUGUUUGUUCGUUUGCUUUAAGUUGCAUGAACUUUCUGCAGGAAAGAGUCGCUCAUCCCACUCCACAUAAAGGGUUUAGUAAGAGAAGUCUGUGUGUCCGAUAGGGGGCAAGUCGUUCUCCCCUUUCUGUUAGUCUUCACAUUUCUAUGCCAAAUAGGAAAGAUCCGUAACUUUAGUCUUAAUGUACGCUUUGCAUUUUGAUAAAAUUAUUUUUGUUGUUUCCUUUGAGGUUCAUUGUUGUGUUGUUGUUUUGCUGCACUUUUUACAUUUUUGUGUGGAGCUGUAUUCCCAAGACCAACGAAGCGUUGGGAGACUUCAUUAAAUGUAGCGACUGUCAACAG